AUGCGCCAUGACUACCAGUACUUGACGGCCGUCUGCUUUGUCGACUUCGUUGCAGCGUUUGAUUCCGCUGAUCAUGAGUUCCAGUGGCUAAUAAUGGAACUAGAUGGAGUACAAACAGAAAUCAUUGCCAUGAUAAAGGCCUACUAUGACUCCACCAAUGCGCGAGUUCUGGUCCACAACAAUAUCCCCAUCCUUUCGAUAUCCAGCCUUGUGGUCGACAACAUGCUUGAGGAACGAAAGAUGUCUGAUGACGAGCUCUGUCUUCGGCUUGCAGCUGAAGCUUCACGUGGCGGCAGGCCGUAA
This is a messenger RNA of Dibothriocephalus latus, 303 nucleotides long. The record is from the annotation of a GenBank genome assembly. NCBI's taxonomy places the organism in Eukaryota, Metazoa, Platyhelminthes, Cestoda, Diphyllobothriidea, Diphyllobothriidae.